AUGGAAACGUCCUCGGGAGAUGAGGAACCGGCCUUGGUUGCUCGCCAAACACUGUCUAGCACACAAUUCGUGCAGCAUGCGUGCCUCCAGGGCUUCCCUCUUUCCUUUUUACGAUUUCUCUCGGUUUCCCUUGUAAAAUUUCCGAUUUCCCACCGUUCUCUUUAUCGAUUCUUUUUUUGUGUGUCUCUUUCAGUUUUGAAUCACUAUGAUUUUUCGUUCCAUCCCUCCCUAGGACAAUUUUUUCUUGAAUUCUAAAUUAAUUUCCGAAGGGAUCAUAAAACCUCGAGUGAAAGAGAAGUAUUAGAAUCAAAUGUUUUCCAACAAAGUUUGAGUUAUCACUUGAGAAUCACUAAUAAGUUAAAUUGACCCAUUCAAUCAACUUGUAAGUAAAGGAUAGUCCUCUCUAUUACAUUAUAUUUCCUGUCGUUUACGAUAAAAUUGUUGCGUAGAAGUGGAGAGUCGAGUUGUGUUUGCUUCCGUUGGCGGUUCUCACAUGACUUGCCGGCGACUCGUUCCGGCCGCAGUGCUGAACCUCGGUUUCCAGGUAUUUUGGCGAGAAAUGUUGGCGACCGCGUCACCUGGAUAGACAGUCCCAGCAGGAUGAGCAUCAAUCCAUGCUGCUGCUGCACCGGCAAGGACAGCGCCAUCACCAUCGGCAUAUGGUCUUUGGUAAGUCUUUCUAUCCUCUCGUCUGUUGGGGUGUGAAUUAGCUUCAUGGCUAACUUCCGGAUUCUUCGUCAAAACUUGUACUUUUACAAUUUAUAGUGAUUUAAAAAUUUUCGAUUUACUCGGGAACGUUUCCCCCUCCCCCGGUUGAACUUCUGAUGAUACUUUGAUGAAGUGUACUUUAGGACCUCUUGAUUGCAGAACAAGAAGAAAAUUCUUCGCAAUAGAUCUAGUUUUCGAGUUUGGACGCUUCAAAAGCAUGGAAUAGCGCAUUUUCGGCCUAAUAUGCAUAUUUUGCCGACUUUGAAGGUUCAUUAAUCGAAAACGAGAUUUAUUGCGAGAAAUUUUUUUUUUCUGCAAUCAGGACGUCCUAAAGUACACUCAAGUAAAGUUUAAUCAAAAGUUCAACAGGGGGGUAAAAAACGUUCCCUAGUUAGCAAAAAACCUGAACCUCUUAGCAAAAAAAUUUAUUUUUCUCUAAUAUUUUAAAUUACAAAAUAAAUUUGGAUAAAGACAAGAACGCCAUUCGAGAACGAAUAAAUGAUAUCCUCUUUUAAUAUUUAAUCGACUUUUGCGAAAAAUAAGUUGGAAGAAUUUUUUUUGUUGGUAUAUCACAAGCUUGAAAAAGGUCGAUCAUGACUUUUUCAUCAGCUUCAAAUGGAAUUGUGGCAAAAAUGUAGGGGGUAUGAUUUCGAUAAUGGAUAAUUAAGAUGUUGUUAAUUUCCUGCUGAUUACAUGAAGCGAAAUUGAACGGGGUGACGGAGUCUAGGUGUAUUCGUUGGCGUCGUUGCUGCUGUUUGGCUGGCAGACGGGCGUACUCAAUCACUGCCGAGCGGUGACAAUGGCACAAGCCAAUCUGCAGUGCGAAUGGGACUGUCCCUGUGUCGGCGCCUCCUCCGCGAGAACCUCCAGUAUUAUCGAAGGCGAGUCCUUUCCGCCAAAAGCUAGAACAGUAUGGAGCUCAGUCGCGAGAAAGAAUUUUGCAAAAAUGAACUUAAGUGGGAGCAAUUUUUCAUAGAAGCUUAGUUAAGAUCAAUUUAUUUGAUUUUGAAGGUUCAAAACAUAUAUGACUCGUAAGCAUCAUAAAUUUGUACUUCAGAAUGUAUUUCUAGGUUCAGAGCUCACCUUUUUGAAUGAAAAAUUACCCCGCCAUUACCUCCAUUUCUGUUCAUUUUUGUGACCUACUUUCUGGUAUCUUUGGUGGAGUUGCGCCAUGCGGGACCGCUCGUUAGGUUUUUGCCUGUUUGCCAGCCAGCCAGCAUUCGAGUCAUUUCUGAAGAUUCAAGUUGCAAAAAAGAUCGAAAGCCCUUGGUUCGGGUUCAGGUCUCGUCGAUUGCGCAACUCGGCAUCAUGGGCUGGCAGAUGGCAGCGAUCAAGUACGAGCGGGACCGCGCGGCCAACACUCUUCUGCCAAACUACAACACUUAUGGACGGUUCGAUGUCCCUUCCUACUACGAGUCCUACUGGCAGAGUCCUGAGGAACGCUAUUACACAGGUCUUCUCGUUCAAAAGCAACCUGUCUUUCCGAUCAGAUCGAAAUUCACCGCCUAGUCAGUUACAUCCAUGACUACAACAAUAAAAUGACUGAUCGAUUCAUUGAAAAUAACUCAGCAUACAAGCUCCUUUUCCAAACGCUAUCCGAAUUUUCUUCCGCAGUAGCAGUACUUCCAUAAAUAUACUCAGGGUUUUUUUCUCGGUAGAAAUAUUAUCCAAAGUGAACAAACCGGCAUAAAAUUCCGAACUUUUCUAAUGAGGCUGCUGUUUCAUUGUAAAAAAUUUGGAUUACAACCAACUUUUUUGAAACCUAAAAAGUUUCAGAGAAUUUUGUCGGACUGAUUCAAAAAAAAAAAUGGGGCUCAUAUUGACGCCUAAAUGUUUUAAGUCUGUUACUGUAAAACUUCGUCUAACUGACUCAAUUGUAAACCUGAUUACAGGAUUAUUCGUCAUCCAAGUCUUGUGCUUGAUUGCGGCUUUUUUCCUUCUAUUCGCAUCGGCAGCCUUCAUAUACGGAGUUCAUACUGUGAGUACUGUUAUUUUUCACGUCGAAAAAAAUAGUCGAACUGUCGUUAUUAAUUUAUUGGCAGAACGAUUGAAAAAUUUUAACAUAGUUGAAAAAAAUGUCUGGAUUUAAAAACAUAUUUGAGAUAGUCUCGGUGGGACCUGAAAAGGGGAGGUGACUUGGCAAAAAUAUCGAGAAAAGGUGCGGGUAAUAAAUGAAAUUAGUGGUCACACGUAAAUUCCCUGUUAUCCCACCCUAAAGUUGGAUCAAGCACCCAAUUUUUCUGAAGUUUGUGAUUUAGUGGUCCAAGUACCUGAUCUGGCCUUGGUUCCCGUGCAUGAUAUCAUCGAUCCUCGCGACGCUGGCCUACUGCAUAAUGUGGUGGUGUGGGGACGUGCGCGACUAUUGGCUCGCCAUCACCAUCAUCGAAAUAAUCGUCGUCUUCGUCAACGUUUGCUCCUCGAAUGACAACUCAAGGGAUUUCUGAACAGAUCUACUGCGUUGUGGUGGCCAUGAUGUACUACCGUAGGGUCAACGCCACCACCGACGAAUAUGAAGGCAAGAAUCCGCGUGACGUCGUCUACAAGAUCAACCGGCGACAGGACCUUUUCGAGCCUUAUAGUUUGCUUCAGUCCCUUUCUGUCUAUCAAAACAAGCGAUUCAGCGUCAAGACGCCCUCCUGAGCCAAUCGUCAAAAGCGUGGUUCCCUACAAGCGUAUGUCUUUAUUCUCUUUUCAUGCUCUGCUAGUGAGGAUAGACUCAAUAGUUUGAAGUUUCUGUUUACUAUUUUCUCGAAGCUUACGAGCUUUUUUUUCUUUUCCCAGAGAAAAGUUUCUUGCGAAAAAUAAGAGUUUUCAUGGACCAUUUUUCUUCAGCAAUAGCUCAGCCUUACCCUGUGUAUCCAGCAGCGCAAAUGUCGCCCUAUUCACCGACAGGAAUGCCGCAAACGCCACUUCCUCUUCCUCCCAAAUUCGUAAACACUCCUUAUCCGCUAGACCCCAAUGAAGUUGCCUCUUUACUUGUGAAGAAAAGUAUCUUUGUUUUCAACAGGUUCGAUACGAGAGAGAACCGAGGCCGAAGAGAACGCCGACUGUCUACGACGAGGGCGAUCCGGUAGGAAGCUGGGUGCGCGAGCAGCAGCAGAUUGGUUCGUUUUUCCUAGUUGAUGUCUCUUCUUGUUGGCUUGUGGUGGUAGAUGACGUGAUAGGCUUUUUUGAACGAUUUGCAGUUGCUCAUGUGAGUUCCUGAAAGGUUGAAGGUUCGGAUAUGUAUCUUCUGAAGUCUGUGAAAAAAGACAAUCGUUGAUAUUGAAAAGAUCUACUACAUUGAGGAUGCUUGCAAAAAGUUUUCUAUCCAUGAUAUUGCGUUGAAAAAAAAAGUAAUUACAUUAUCCCGGCUCUAACCAAACAGCAACUUUUUCACUCACCUCAAAAGCUGUGAUUCAUGAGCUAGGGGACAAAAAAAAAUGUAAUGUCUACUACUAUUUAGAGGUUCUGUGUGAUUUUUGUUGGUGCCUUACCCCAAUAUCAUAUUUCUUCAUAGGAUGAAGUACCUAUACUAUACUAAUACCUAUACUGCUUUUUUUAGAAUUAUUUUUGAAAAUGAGUUUAACCCUAAUAAGUGCGACAAAAUAUGUUUUACCACAGAAAGAAAAACGGAUGCUCGCUUCCGAAGCGUGUAACGUUCAUAAAUCUCCAAAAAUAAAUGUUGAUCUAUAUGAAUUUUUUUGUUUUUUUUCUGUGGUUUUUUUGUGUUUGACGUCCAGAUAAAAUUGAGGAGAAGCUGUGAGUCAUUUGAAGAAGUUACUUGACAACGUGUAUCAGCCCUGAGAAGUAUCAGAUUGAGUCAUCGCUUGUCUCAAAAAAACUUUGAUCGUGACAUGAUGUUUUUUUUCAACAUUCUUCACCUAAUUUGUUGAAAACAUUCCCAAAUAGUGCCUUAAAGGAAAAGUUGACCUGCCGCUAAGUUUCCUAGUUUUUCUCUAAUCGCAUGCCGUGUUCCGAGAGGCCUUUUUCAGCGUUGCUUGCAGACCGACGGUCGGUCGGAGAAGCCAACAGCGAGCCAAUUUCGCCGAGUCGCGAGGUUCACGCGACGACCUACCCGAUUCAUCAUUCGCGGUCAGUUCCGUCGCUCUAUGACGCCAAUCUCGUCUCCCACAAGGACUGCCUUCACACCAGGGACCGACAUCGGUCAGUUACACUCCUUUUCCUGUAGAUUAUCUUUGCGCCGUUCGCGCGAAACACAUAACACAUGAAAAAUGUAAGCGUUGCAGAAGUUCUUCGAGGCAUCGUCACCGUUCACGAUCGCGGAAUAGAUUCGAAGAUUCCACUGCUUAUUCUUCUGAAACAGACCCUACAGGUUCGGAAGAGAGUAACUUGAAAUCCUCAUGGAAGACACUUAGAGUUCACGCGCCAUCGGAGAGAAAGCAGCCGAAGAAGGCACCGCAGUCGACCCAAGUAUGAGGACACCGAGUACACGGCCGACUCUGACCAUGAACGGCGUCGAUCUAAAAAGUAAAUCUUUGAUUUUAAUUGUACUUUUGUCUUUUAAGGCACGGUAGCUCCCGAGACAGCAAGCGUCGAAAAGAAGGCGAGCGGAGGAAAAAAACCCGCGACGACGCCGGAAGUGAAAGACGUCGCGAUGACGUCUCUGAACGGGAUAGUCAACGCCGAAGACGUCGUCACGAAGAGAAGUUUGUUCUGGAUGUUUCUUCUUUCAUGGAGACUGAAAAGAAUAAAAAAAAUAAUGGAUAUCUGUCUGAUGGGAGUGACCAGACACGUCACUUGUUUUAGCUCGAAAAAAAUACUCUUGUUUAGGGAACUUUUUUUCUCGUUUAACUUGAUUUUGAACGUGUCCCUAAUAUUCUUGAGGACUCAUUUCACAUAUAUUUCAAUAUAUUUUUCUGUAUUUCAGCUCUCUUGGAUUAAAAAAACGGAAUAUUCAUACAUUUUAAUUAUAUGAAAAAAAUUUGUAAAAAGAAGAAAAAUCGAAAAACUGAACUUAGUGGGAAAAAAAUUAAAUUUCUCCGUUGUCUCAACCUUCCUUUGAUCCGUAAAAUAUGUUGCAAAUUUCAAGUCUAUGGAUUCUUAGAAAAUCUCCGCAAGGUUCACAUUUCGACCGUAAUUCCUGUACAUUUUUUCAACGCACUACUUUCAGGUCAGCCAGUGAGCUCGGCGGAAAUCCUUUCCCAUUGAACAACGGCUUCGCCAUCCCAACGCAAAUCGUGAUUCCCCCUUCAAGGGGCGAACGGGACGCCAACGGCCAGCCGCUGCCGCAAAAGGUGCAGAUCAACUCGGAAAUCACCAUCAACUACGACCAGAACGGAGUUCCGAUCUCGCAGUCUGUGCCCGCCUUCUCCCAUGACCAGGAGCCCUAUCGUCGACAUCCAGUGAGUCUUUGAGGAAUUCACUGCAACCGGAAACAGUUAAAGACUACAAACAGACUCAUUUGAGUCGUUCCUAAACGAAGAUUUCUCGGUCCCAAAUUAUUAUUAACAAAUCCAGUCCACAAGCUUAAUCAAACUUUUUUUUUCAAGCUCGUCAGAGGUACAGUAGCGAAAAUGGACGAGUAUUUUUUGGGUGUUCAUCCGUAACUUUGUUAAAAAUAAUCAUCCUGACCUGAAAUUUUUACCUAUUAAGUAAAAUGAUGUUAUUGACGAUUUGAAUUGAGAUUUGAAUCAAUUCCAUAAAAACUUUUUUAACAUUCAUCAAAAUAAAAAAAAGUAAUCAAGAAAUAGAAAUUCAACAAAACCAGUAAACCAGUAUAGAAGACUGCCCUUUCAAACAAUUAAGAAAAAAAGUAACUCCGUAGCACAGCCUUUGGAUUUUAUAACAGCCUUGUAUAUUCGGGCAUCGACUCGAUGAAUGUGUCCAACACACUCCGUGGGAUCUUCUUCCAAACUUUUCCGAUUUGCUUUUUUGAAACUUCAGAUCCAAAUAAUCCUUUUUAAAAACAAACUUUUUUGGAAUGUCAGGACAAAAUAAUUUUUUUUAACAGAAUUGUGAACGAAAAACGAAAAAAAAAAUACUCACGCAUUUUCGCUACUGUUUAUUAUUUACUGAUCUUGAAAGUUUUUGUGAUGAUUUUUUUAGCUUUUUAUCCUCGAAAAAGAUACUUUUUAAGAUCCAGUCAAACGUCUGA
Molecule: messenger RNA, 6805 nt
Organism: Caenorhabditis auriculariae
Lineage: Eukaryota; Metazoa; Nematoda; Chromadorea; Rhabditida; Rhabditidae
Source: the annotation of a GenBank genome assembly